AUCUCUUUAAGAACAAUUUGGAGUUUAAUUGGUUUUUAACAGCUUACUAAGAUGCUCAUCCAGCUUUUUUAACAAAUUUUUCUCCAUCUCAGGAGUGAGGUUCUCAUUGUAAUUUGUGUAACUAUCCACUACAGAAUAUUUGUUGUUUUCAGCCAUAAGUCUUCUUGAUGGUCAAUUAAUAUUUUUGAAUAUUUAACAUUAUCUUCAAAAUAUUGAAGCAAUUUGUUGAGUCUUAGGUGCCUAUCAAAAGAUUUGUAGGUAUCACUAAAUAUAACACAUCAUUAUGAGUGACAGAAGAGAAAGCUCAGGUGAUGAGGCUGGAGAGGAGCAGCAGCAAGAGACGCAAGGAUCACAAGAUGGCAUGGCUGGCGUCAAAGUUUACGUAAUGGAGCACAAAGUGGACACAGCCCUAUGGGUUACCAGAGCCCUUACUUUACUAUUUUGUUUAUCUUAUUUCCUGCCUUUUUUCUGCUCACCUGAGAGCAGCUACCAGAAAGUCCUCAUGAGUAAUGCAGCCACGUCAGCCCUGCGGCUGCACCAGCGUGUUGACAGGGUGGCUCUUGAUCGGGCUUUUUUCAUGCAGCUGCUGGCGGAGGACUCGGCGCACUACUUGCUGUACUCGCUGAACUUCCUCCCCCACCCCCCCGUCACGCUCGUGCUCAUGCCCAUCGUGCUCUUCGCGCUGCUGCACUUUGCCUCCUACACCCUCGUACUUUUUGAUGUAUGGCUCUAUUUUAUAUCAUUGAUUUAUUUUUACUAGUACCGUAAUAGGUAUUAAUUUCAAAUUCAAGCUCUCAUACUCUUUGUUGUAUGGCUCUGCUGUAUAACAUUGAUAUACUAUUACGGUCGGGUGAGCUUGCUGACGCCCAUCGUGUACUACCAGUUCCUGUCUCUGCGCUACCAGUCACGCCGUAACCCCCACACGCGCAACAUGUUCCACGAGCUGCGCGUCGCUUCUGAGAAGAUGGCGCACCAGCGCUACAUGCCCCUCGUCCUCAGGAACCUCAUCCUCUCCCUCGUGCAGCGCAUCAGUUCCCUCGCUCCUCAGGUCCAGGCGCCGCAUUAAGGCGACAUCUCGGCCCUGCGCCGGCCGUGGACGGCUCACGGGGGUUGUUUGCUGCUAGCUUGUCACGUGAAUGCAAUAUGACGUGGAUGUCCUGUGAAGAUAUGCAAUCUUAUCCCUCGUCUAAGUGUCCAUGCAGCAUUUUAUGAGUGCAUUGAAAUAAAAUGCACGUGAUGUUAUAUUGCAAGAUAUUCACUCCUUGUCCGCUUCAUUAACUGGUCACUGACUUUAGUUGAUAGUUGAGACAUUAAUAUUUUUCACUGGUUGCCUCUCGACUGCAAUAUGACUGUUGGAAAAUUCACGCUUUUUUAAAUUUUACGUUUUUAUGCAAACUUCGGACUUACUUGCAAGACGUUUAUUCAUCUCUACUGAAGACAGUAACUUUGAGUCGCAAGGCAUCUUAUCACUUUAGUAACGUGAGGCACCAAACAGUGGUGUAUGAUUUAUGAUUGAACUACUAUGUAAGAAACUAUUUAAUUUCUGUGUAUUACUCUCGUGUAUGAUUGAUUGUUGUCAUGUUUAUGUGGAUGUAUUGAGCGUGUCUCAUCUUCACAAAACUGGUCCAAAUAUUACAUCUCUGUUCAAUUAUUACUCUGCCUAUUUAUAUAUUGUUGACCGGAUAAUGCUCCCUAUUGUCUCAGUGAUGAGUUUACUUGCAGUUCUAAUAGGUUUCAAUUAUUGAUACAAAUUGAUUCAACUUCUUAUUUGACUGCUGCUAAUGUUCGCCUAGGAUUUCCGACGCGCCUCAAGUGAUAUGAGUGAAAUAUAUUUUUCCAUCUGAAAUAUUUUCUCUGAAACUUACGAGCUCCUUGCGUGAAUACUGCAUUUUACUGCAACUCGCCUAAGUCAUGCGAGGCUUCACCAGCAUCUCAAUUAGUUGACAUUGAUGCGAAGUUUGCAUUCAAAGCUUCUAAGCAAGUUUAUUGAAAUUAAGUAAAAUGUUAACACAAAAACUGACCACUCAAUAGUUAAUCUAGCACGUAAUUUUUGAAGAUUUAUUAUUUCACUCGUAAACCUAGUUAUUCCGACCAUCAGGCGGAAUUGUUUAUUUUUACUGUUUAAACUUAAAAAUUGCGUUUCUCUUGUCUCAUAAGGUCGUUGCAGGUCAUUUUUAACUGUACUCCGUAUCACGUUUCACAUUAAGGUAAGGACUUCUUUAUUGUAUAUUGUGGGUUAUGAUUUUUUUGUGGAGUAUUUUUACUAUAAUAUUAUUUCGUACAGAGAACUUUGCAUCUCGUCUUAUUACAUUGUCUUUUUGUUCACUAUUUCGAUGCGUAAAGCCUGUCUUCGUACGCAGCUAUAGCAUCCGUUGCCUGAUCGGCUCUUCAUUUCGGGCUGUUGGGCAAACCGUCGUGAAUCUUGCUUCUGGCUCAACUUUUUGGAUAACUUUAAGCGAAAAAGACACAAUAAAUUUGGACUUGUGUAUGA
Molecule: messenger RNA, 2491 nt
Organism: Hyalella azteca
Lineage: Eukaryota; Metazoa; Arthropoda; Malacostraca; Amphipoda; Hyalellidae
Gene: Kr-h2
Product: transmembrane protein 33-like
Exons: 4
Biological process (GO): membrane organization; endoplasmic reticulum tubular network organization
Cellular component (GO): endoplasmic reticulum; membrane
Source: RefSeq, a predicted model, not a curated record